This is a messenger RNA of Talaromyces stipitatus ATCC 10500, 1428 nucleotides long. RefSeq lists its product as uncharacterized. The record is from RefSeq and is a predicted model, not a curated record. The transcript is spliced from 2 exons. NCBI's taxonomy places the organism in Eukaryota, Fungi, Ascomycota, Eurotiomycetes, Eurotiales, Trichocomaceae. The coding region runs from base 1 to 1428 and encodes 475 amino acids. Gene Ontology annotation, cellular component: plasma membrane; cellular bud neck.
AUGGGCUCAACAAUUCACAACCGAAUGAUCAUGUCGCUCCUGGAGCGGAGCGUCGCUGAUGAGGCCAAUUCGGUCAAGUCGACCUUUUCCAGUUGGGAUAGUUGUAUGGCCAAGACUUAUUGCAAAUGGCCUGUUAUCGCCGGUAUCAUUGUCGGAUCCAUUAUUAUAUUAGGUAUAGUAGGCUGUUUAGUUAGCUGCCUUUGUUGCGGUUAUCAAUGCUGCAAAGGCUGCUGCGGCUGCUGCUACAGUUGCUGCGAUUGUGGUGGCUCUCGCCAUAAUCGAGGUGGUAGCAAAUACGCGGGUCCUCCCCAGCAACCGUAUUAUCAGCAACCUCCGCCGCCAGAUCCCAUGAAUUUCGGAUAUAGACAACCUAUUGCCGCCGCAUCAUCACUAUCCGCUGGGCCACCACCGGCAUAUCGUGGUCCCACUACUGCUUCGUUCGAUCAACCGAGCAAAGCGGCGCAUGUACAUGUGAAUGAAGAUGAGCUCCCGCCAAUGCCGACUUGGGCAGAUGCGCAAACUCGUCACGUAGAGGAUCACAGUGCGCAGCAUGAGGCGGUGGAGAUGGAUAAUCUGGAGGGAAUCAGAGAUCAUGCUAAGAGUCCUUUACAGCACGAUCAGCGAGUUUCACCCGCGCCGGUAGCUGGAGGGUUGUCACGCGGAAUGUCUCGAGGUGGAUAUAAUGAAGUUCGAGGUACAUAUGCCAGUCCUCACCCAAGUCCUCAACCAUUGUAUGACGAUGGAUACUCUCCGAACGGACAUGGGGGCAGUUAUGGUGGUGGACACAACGGCGGGGCCGUGGGCGGACUCAGUGAACAUGAUGCAUAUCUCAAUCACGGUGGUCAAGGACAUUACGGCGGUAAUGCAGCGGAAACCCAUUAUUUUAACCAGAAACCUCAUUCCCCAGGACCUCAGUCUCCUGGAUACGGACCUCCAGCUGCUGCGGGAUAUCCGCCUCGGGCAUCACCACAGGAGUCCCCGGCAGCGUAUCGAGGGUUCGAAAACCAACAUGCUCCUAGGGUACAAGUUCCCAACUUUAGCGGACCCCGCGCAUACAAUCAGACGCCAUCUCCUAGAUCACCACCAGCCAUGGGAGGCGGAUUUCCUCCAUAUCCAGAAGCCCGCAGCCCACCGCCAGCAACCUCGGGAUACUCCCCUUAUGACCUUCAUAAUCAACAUAAUCAACAACACCAAUCCGACUUUUACCAUCCACCGACUCAAAGCCCACCGCCACAACAGGGCCAUCGAGCUCCACAAGGCCAGUACACCGCAUUCUCACCACGAAUCGCUUCGCCUCCUCUCCAGCAGCAACAUGCUACGUCGUUCCUGGAAGAUCCCGGACAUCAGUCACCAGACGGCGAGGAUCGACCACCUAGUUUAUUGAUGGCUGGACGACGGCCUGCGCCGAAUACUUUCCGAGCCGUAUAA